GCUCAACCGAACGAGGCACGUUUGUUGUCGGUGGAGGGUGAAUGACAGAGCGCUACUGAAGUUGCUGAAAGUGAAGCGCCUCAUUACUAAAGCAACUUUGCACAGUGUACACACGAAGAGACGGGGAUUAACAAAAUGUCUUCUACCGAGUCCAUUAUCAGAUCCAGACAGACUGAGAAAGAAGUGAAUGGGAUUUCGACACAGGUCGUCUGUACAGAGUUCAGCAAUUACAUUUUCAUAGUUGUCACUCAGUAUGGCAAAAUCGGAACGCUGAUAUCUGUCACACCUGACUCCAAAUCUAAUGAUAUCAGCACUCCAGCGUUCUCCACCAAAGUACUGCUGGGCAAAGACGAGCCACUCACACAUGUCUGUGCCAAAAACCUGGCAACGUUUGUGUCACAAGAAGCCAGCAACAGGCCCGUCUUACUGGGACUGGCACUCAAGGAUUCCUCCAUAGAUGCGAUAAAACAAAUGAAAGAGAUCAUCAAAACUUGUAAAGUCUGGUAGGACGUCAACAAAAUGGACAUGAAGCCUCAAAGCUUGAAAUACAGGCCGUCUGGAUUCCCCCUAAUGUCACCUUUUCCCUCUGCGUCUUUUUAAACUCAAAGGAAAAAACACUGACGGUUGUGCUGCAAGACUGAAACUUAUAAAUCCAAUUACAUUUACUCUGAUCCUGUUGAUUUGUGUAGACAGUACGGAAUGUCCUCUGGAAAACAUACAUUUGUACUUUAUCUGGUUUUAAAGAGUUGUUUUCUGCAAGCCAGUGUGCUCUCAAAUGCUGAAAAACUGUUUAGAAUUGUGUCCUACAAAAUGAUGGCCAUUAGCUCCAGCACUGUACAAAAUAUGUGUCGAUGUUACUCUUUUUGUUCUGGAAUUUGUAAUAGUUUACACUGUCUGUUAUUUUUGUAUUUUAUAAUGCAAAUAUUCUAAAUUGUUUCAUGAAGACAAUGUAAAAAUAAAACUGGUCAGAUCUAAAACUUGUAUUUUUUCUCUUUUUGAAAAAAGUGUAACUCAAUCAUCUUACCCCCAGAAGGAUAGUUUAGGGUUAGCACUGUAUAAAUAUGUUAAGCAUCAGAAAUGUUCCCAUUCAACUGGAAAAUUCUGCUCAACCUUCUUUAAUCUGCAUUUUAAAUCAAUUAUAGCCAUGAUACACUGGUAAAAGUGCAGUAAAGCAUCAUUUAGAGUAAUUUCCAACACAUUUCAAAGUGCCACAGUCU
This is a messenger RNA of Chelmon rostratus (copperband butterflyfish), 1217 nucleotides long. RefSeq names its product proteasome (prosome, macropain) assembly chaperone 3 (gene psmg3). NCBI's taxonomy places the organism in Eukaryota, Metazoa, Chordata, Actinopteri, Chaetodontiformes, Chaetodontidae. Gene Ontology annotation, biological process: proteasome assembly. The coding region runs from base 136 to 507 and encodes 123 amino acids. The record is from RefSeq and is a predicted model, not a curated record. The transcript is spliced from 3 exons.